AUGACCUCUAGUGAGUCAGGAUCGGUUGUAAAGGACGGUCGCUCGGCAUCCACGUCUUUCCUCUCCCUUGGAUCCUCGUCUACCUCCGUCUCCAACCAAUUGCCUCCAUCACAUCCCGGACGUGAGAUCGCCAUCAGCAGUCGUACUCUGGAUAGUGUUAAGAUAGCCAAAGUUACCCUUGAAAAUUUCUACAACAACCUCGCUACUCAGUCACAAGAUCGCCAAAACAGGUAUAAGAUACUGGAAUGCAUGAUGGAGUCAGAGGGCCUAACAGAAGAUCAGAAGCAACAGAAACGAAGUCAACAUGCCUUAAAGGAAAGUGAGUACCUUCGGUUGAAAAGGGCUCGCCUUACAGUGGACGAUUUCACACCACUAAAGGUUAUAGGCAAGGGUGCUUUUGGUGAGGUGCGAUUGGUUCAGAAACAAGACAAUGGGUACAUUUAUGCAAUGAAGAUCCUUCGAAAGGCUGACAUGCGUCAGAAGGACCAGAUUGCCCACGUUCGAGCAGAGCGAGAUAUCCUCGUGAAGGCUAACAAUCCCUGGGUGGUGAAGAUGUUCUACUCCUUCCAGGACUCAGUCAAUCUCUAUCUCGUCAUGGAAUUCCUUCCUGGAGGCGACAUGAUGACCCUGCUGAUGAAGCUGGAUACGCUAACCGAGCCCCAGACGCAGUUCUACGUGGCAGAAACGGUUCUUGCCAUCGAUUCAAUCCACAAAAUGGGCUUCAUUCAUCGAGAUAUCAAACCUGAUAACCUCCUUCUUGACUCCAAGGGCCACUUGAAAUUGAGUGACUUUGGGCUGUGCACGGGUCUAAAGAAGGCACAUCGAACGGAGUUCUACAAGGACCUCUCACAGGCCCUUCCCAGCGAUUUUGGUGAGUUUCAGAGCGCUGGCGCUAACCUCAUUCAUGGAGCGAGCAAGCCGGUGGUUUCGUCUCGGCAUUGCGCUGUUGUGUGUGUGGCCUACAAUAUCUUGGAUUCACGAAGGCGAGCUGAAAGCUGGAAGAAGAACCGACGCUACUUGGCCUACUCUACAGUGGGGACGCCGGACUACAUCGCACCGGAGGUCUUCCACCAUCAGAAGGGCUACGAGUGCUCCUGUGACUGGUGGUCUCUAGGCGUCAUCAUGUACGAGAUGCUUAUGGGUUUCCCGCCAUUCUGUGCGUCGACGGCGCACGAGACCUACCAAAAUGUCAUGUCGUGGCGCGAGACCCUCACUUUUCCCCCAGAGACACCCAUCUCCAAGGAAGCCCAUGACCUGAUCACCUCGCUGUGCACCGAUGCGGAGUCGCGUCUCGGCUCCAAUGGGGGACUGGAGCAGUUCCGUAAGCACCCCUUCUUCGUCAAUGUGGACUGGGAGAAUAUCCGCGAACGUCCUGCUGCCAUCCCUGUCCAGAUCCGCUCCAUCGAUGACACCAGCAACUUUGACGAAUUUCCAGACGAAGACCUCACUUGGCCGAAUGUGACGGACCCAAAGAAGUCCUACAAAAAGGACUUAGCCUUCAUCAACUAUACAUACAAGGCGUUUGAUGGGUGCUCGAGCUGCGACCGUCGAAUAGCGCGUCCCACGAGUCAUCACCCGCAAAGGCACGUCCGCCCCUGCACUGCAGCGGCUGGAACCGCACCCUCUUGGCUCACUUUCUCCACUCUCUACAUCCUUCUGUGUGUUCACGUGCGUGCUCGCAGAGUAACAACAACUUCAGUCUACGCACCUGCUGAUGGAACUCGUAGGAGGAGACGAGCUGGUGGCCACUAA
Molecule: messenger RNA, 1752 nt
Organism: Echinococcus granulosus
Lineage: Eukaryota; Metazoa; Platyhelminthes; Cestoda; Cyclophyllidea; Taeniidae
Product: Serine/threonine-protein kinase 38-like protein
Exons: 13
Coding region: 1-1752 (583 amino acids)
Biological process (GO): intracellular signal transduction; peptidyl-serine phosphorylation
Molecular function (GO): ATP binding; protein serine/threonine kinase activity
Source: RefSeq, a predicted model, not a curated record